UCCACAACGUCUACCAGAAUCAAACAAAAUAAAUAAAGCGCAUCAGUAACUAAAAAAACUCAAUGAAUUUAGAUCGUAAGAGUAAAAUUAGUGGCACAAAUACUUCAUAAUUCUCAUUUAGAAUGAGUUCGAUAAAAGAACGGCUGCAACUAAAACGAGUUCCGCUAGACUCGUGGUCCAUUCGUGAAAAAUUAUCGCUUGCAUCGGUGGUUGCGUGCAGUGGUGAUCAAAAUUGGAUGACGGUAAGCCGAGCGCUCAAGGGACUGUGUGGCGGUGACAGGCCCAGUGACUGGUUUUCACAGAAAUCGUGUGCGGCUCAAUACGGCCAGCUCUUAGAGAAUGUUGCAACGCCGAAACGGAAAAAGCGUUCCGAAAAAGACAACAGCCAAACGGUGGCGGUUGAAACUCCCGCUGAAUUGAUAUUAAGAGAUUUGAGACAGGAACGCAUCGAUGAACUGGAAAAUUUGCUAUCGACCGACGAGGAACAACACAAGAAAACCAACGAUGAAAUUAUGGAAAUUCAAUCGAAAAAGGCUGACAUCGAACGACUCAGAGAAUUAUAUGCUCAGAUGACACAGGAGCAGAAGAAGCGGCAAAAAGAACAGCUCGAACGAAAACAAUGGCUGGAGGAACGGGAAGAACGGAAAAUGGAGCAUGAACGAGCUUGGCGACCGGCCCACUUCUUUCAAAAUGCAGCAAAUCAAUCGCCGUCGAAGCCAUCAAAUUUAAAUAUAAAAAUCAAUCCGGCCGAAGACAUGGACAUUGAUGACACCAAUGCCAAGCAAGGUACAUCCCCAUUGCUUACAUCUUUAUUAAAAUCCCCAUCGCCGGCACCAAAUCCUGCCACUAUGCUCCACACUUCAAUUAGCUCACCCAACAAUAAUCGAGUGACGGCUCCGACUAUAACCAAUCUCCUGACUGGUUCACUCUCAAACAUUCCAAUUUCGGUACAACAUCAAACAUUUCCCGUACAAAUGCCGUCACUGGCACCGUCGAUCCAUUUCGAACAAUCGAACGUCGUUCAAUCGCCAUCUCAGGCAGCGCCAACAUUAUCAAUGCUGUUGGAAAACAAAUUCAAAGAAUCGCCGCAGAAAAUUCCGCCGUUGGCUCGCAUCGAUUCGGGUACAUUUCGACCGCAAGAAAUGAACCAAUUUCAGCAACAAAUUGAGGCCAACAUUGUUCCCGUAAACACCGUCACUGAUAGCGAGAGUAACGAGGACGGCACUAGAGACGAAGACCAGCAAUUAAUUGACGUAUUCAAUUUCAUACCGGAUAACAUAGACGAUCUGGCUGAAAUUCUUACACCGGAAUUACUGGAGAAUGUUGAAUCUAUGAUCGAAGAGGAACAACGAGUAAACGAGAUGGAAAAGGUAGAUCAAGACGAUUCGAAGGCGGCGGGGUUUCCUGAUGAUCAGCAAAUGUGUGUGGAAGCACAAGAAGAAGACGUUAAUCAACUUGUUGCAACGGAUGGAGAUGAAGUGAAUGUGCCGAAGUCCACCUCACCAACCGAGAGCGUUUUGGAGACCAGAGAGGUUGUGGAGCUGAAGGAGGAAGAUCAAUCCGAUUUUUCGAACGAUGUUCCCCUAGCAGAGCUGUUCAAAUGUACUCAACCGGCAUUAGAAGUGAAACAGUCGAAUGAGGAGGACACUACCUCAAAAACCAAGGAGCCGGAUGUAUUCGAAUCGGACAGCAACGAUGACCAAUGUUUGGAAAGUAUAAAACGCGAAAUUCAGGGACUCAAAGGCCUAAAAGAGAACAGCGAUAACUCGAACGAGGAAACUGAUCACCAGACAAAGUUUGGACAAAGUGAUGGAAAUGAGUCAGCCGAUGGAUUUCCUGCAACGGAAAAUCUCACAGAAGAUGCGAAUGAGGUUGAAGUCGAUGAGCCGAAAAGUGAUUCCGUGGUUGUGGACGAAGAAAAGGAGCAGCCAGCUGAAACAAUGGAAGUUGUAGAAAUAAAGGAUGAUAAAAGUGAAGAGGACAAACAGGAAGCGGUUGUUGUUAUUGAGGAAACAGAUGAUGCCAAUUCUGAGGCCACCGUAUCCGAUGAAGUGAAAAUGGACGUUGUCGAGAGUGUGAAAGAAGAUGAGCAGAAGGACACAAAUAAAUCAAAAAGUCGAACCGAAUCAACAGAUGAUGAUGACGACGACGACGAGGAUUCAAAAGGAGUGACGGAUGAUGUAAUACCCGAAAAUAAAGAGCCAAUUGGGGAAGCUAAAUCGAAUGAUCGAACCAUUGUUGACACAGACGACGAUUCUCCCAUCGAAGUGAUUCGGGAAGAUAAAAGUGGCAAAGUCAAGCGCGACUAUUCUCGCAAAAAGUUGGAUAGUUCGAGCGUGGAAAAACGAUUGGAUUCUGUUGCCGAAGAAAACAAGCCACUGACAAGGGUCAAGGAACGCGAUCGCUCCGAAAGUCCAUACAUCGAUGAUGAUGCAGAAUCCAAGUCGUCGUCGCGUCGGUCGCGUUCCACGCCCGUACUGGAUUCACUUCCCAAUUCGCCAGCUUCCGUCGAUGACCACGAGUAUCGCACGUGGAAAAAGUCAAUUUUAUUGGUGUACAAUCAAGUGUACAGCCACAAGUACGCUUCCAUUUUUCAGAAACAAAUAUCCGACGACAAGAAAGCCGACUAUCGAUCGUACAUCCACUAUCCGAUGGAUUUGCACACCAUCAAACGAAACAUUGAAUCUGGCAAGUGUCGCACGACUAUUGACUUUCAACAUGAUAUCGCGCUGAUGUGCUACAAUGCAAUCAUUUACAAUUGUAACGACAUGGUGACGCGUGACAUGGCUAUCGAGAUGAGAGAUUUUGCAUUCGGUGCGGUAGAAACCAUAAUGGACACGUGGAAAAAGGAAAAUGAAAAAACGUCGUCGUCGCCUGGUGUUAAGAUGACAAGAAAACGAAAACGACUGCCACCAGCGUAAAUCGUGUAUUAUGAAUGUCAAAAUUAAAACUGUAUAAAAACUGA
This is a messenger RNA of Bradysia coprophila, 2965 nucleotides long. It is a transcript of the gene Brd8, whose product is annotated as Bromodomain containing 8. The record is from RefSeq and is a predicted model, not a curated record. Gene Ontology annotation, molecular function: protein binding. Gene Ontology annotation, cellular component: NuA4 histone acetyltransferase complex. NCBI's taxonomy places the organism in Eukaryota, Metazoa, Arthropoda, Insecta, Diptera, Sciaridae.